GUUCGAAUUGUAUCGAACCACCACGUCUAUGACAUCGCAUAAUCAACUUUAGUUCGCUGCUGCACACGACCUCAUGAAUCAAAUUGCCUGCAGACAUAUUCCGAUUGAUGCCCCGUUGAGACCGACAGCAUGCCUAUCGUUCACAUUGUCCUGUUCGAGUUCAAGCCUGGCACUUCACAGGCUCAGGUGAACGAUGUCUGCGGACGCAUGCUGGCUCUGAAGGACAAGUGCUUGCAUCCUACGACGAACGAAACAUAUGUAAAAUCGCAUGGUGGGGGCAAGGACAUCAGUCCAGAGGGACUUCAGGGUGGACUCACGCACGGGUUUGUGAGUGAGUUUCGUAACAAGGAGGAUAGGCAAUAUUACCUAGAGAAUGACCCCGCGCAUCUCGAGUUUGUCGCGAGUCUUAAGGGUCUGAUGGAAAAUGUUCGGGUUUUGGAUUUUGAACCCGGCGUACUAUGAGUGCGAAGAAGUCUAGCCACCGAUGCCAUCUAUUUGUUCGAAAUGGUUUAAACGCCUGGAAAUGCUUAUGCUCCUCUCAAACGCCGGAACGAAUCGCUCUAUGAAAUGCUGAAGGAUUCACCGCAACCACAUUGUUCCGUGAUGUUGGGAUUCCUGAAAAUGAACCGC
Dissoconium aciculare CBS 342.82 is the source of this 630-nucleotide messenger RNA. RefSeq lists its product as uncharacterized. The transcript has 4 exons. The record is from RefSeq and is a predicted model, not a curated record. Bases 130 to 462 code for a protein of 110 amino acids. NCBI's taxonomy places the organism in Eukaryota, Fungi, Ascomycota, Dothideomycetes, Mycosphaerellales, Dissoconiaceae.